AUGGCUGCUCCUGGUACUCAAAAAAAAACAAAAAAUUGGCAUAUUCGCGAUGACCCGAUUACAUGGAAUAAUUGGUAUAAACAUGUCGAUUGGAUUCACGCAAUUUUACUCGGUUCAUUACCAUUGAUUGCACUUUAUGGCCUUUUAACGACCGAAAUACAAAGAAAGACAGCGAUAUGGUCUAUUAUUUACUAUUAUAUAACUGGCAUGGGGAUCACUGCAGGUCACCAUAGACUAUGGGCUCACCGUGCAUAUAAAGCAUCUCGUCCGUUCGAAAUAUUUCUCAUAUUUGCGUGCUCCGGUGCUGUAGAAGGAUCUAUUCGAUGGUGGUGCAGAGGACAUCGUGCUCAUCAUCGGUGGACUGAUACUGAUGCAGACCCUUACAACGCAAAUAAAGGACUUUUUUACUCUCAUAUCGGCUGGAUGCUUCUAAAACAAAAUCCAAAUCGCGUCGGAAGGGCUGAUAUUUCUGAUUUAAAUGCUGAUCCUAUUAUAAUGUUUCAACACAAACAUUAUUGGUUAUUCGCGCUUGUUAUGGGAUUUAUAUUUCCCACUAUGGUCCCUGGCUUAGGUUGGGGUGACUGGAGUGGAGGUUACUUUUUUGCCGCUGUAUUGCGUCUAGUUUUCGUCCAUCACGCCACGUUCUGUGUUAACUCAUUAGCUCACUACCUCGGUGACACCCCAUUUGAUGAUCGUCGCACACCACGUGACCACUUCAUCACUGCUAUCUUAAGUUUGGGCGAAGGAUAUCAUAACUUUCAUCAUGAAUUUCCAAUGGACUAUCGAAAUGCUGUUAAAUUUUAUCAAUAUGAUCCAACAAAAUGGUUAAUUAAAUUGCUAUCAUAUUUUGGUGCUACACAUCAUUUAAAGAAAUUCCCUGAAAACGAAAUACAUAAAAGCAUGGUAGUAAUGAAGCAGAAGAAACUAGAUAGAGAGAAGUCGAAAUUGGAUUGGGGUGUACCAUUGGAUAAAUUGCCUAUUUACACUUUUGAACAAUUUGUGGACAACGCAGAAGAGAACAGUUGGAUUUGUAUUGAAGGAAUUAUUCAUGACGUUAGUGAAUUUAUUGAAGAACACCCUGGUGGUAGAUCAAUAAUAGCAGCUUCAAUAGGGAAGGAUAUGACAACAUCUUUUAAUGGUGGCGUUUAUGAUCACUCUAAUGCCGCCAGAAAUCUAAUGGCAUCUUUGCGCGUUGGUAUUAUUGCGGGUGGAGGCGAAGUUGAAAGUCGUAAAACGAAAUAA
Molecule: messenger RNA, 1242 nt
Organism: Racocetra persica
Lineage: Eukaryota; Fungi; Glomeromycota; Glomeromycetes; Diversisporales; Gigasporaceae
Source: the annotation of a GenBank genome assembly